This is a messenger RNA of Lagenorhynchus albirostris (white-beaked dolphin), 1349 nucleotides long. Its product is annotated as heterogeneous nuclear ribonucleoprotein A1-like. Gene Ontology annotation, molecular function: RNA binding. The record is from RefSeq and is a predicted model, not a curated record. Lineage: Eukaryota; Metazoa; Chordata; Mammalia; Artiodactyla; Delphinidae.
GACGCCGCCGAGUAAGCAUCGUUGACGUCUCCCCCCACCCUCCACUGCCGUUAUGUCUAAGUCAGAGUCACCCAAAGAGCCCGAACAGCUGCGGAAGCUCUUCAUUGGAGGUUUGAGCUUUGAAACAACCGAUGAGAGUCUGAGGAGCCAUUUUGAGCAGUGGGGAACGCUCACAGAUUGUGUGGUAAUGAGGGAUCCAAACACCAAACGCUCCAGAGGCUUCGGGUUUGUCACAUAUGCCACUGUGGAGGAGGUGGAUGCGGCCAUGAAUGCAAGGCCACAGGUGGAUGGAAGAGUUGUGGAACCAAAGAGGGCCGUCUCAAGAGAAGAUUCUCAAAGACCUGGUGCCCACUUAACUGUGAAAAAGAUUUUUGUUGGUGGCAUUAAAGAAGAUACUGAAGAACAUCAUCUAAGAGAUUAUUUUGAACAGUAUGGGAAAAUUGAAGUGAUUGAAAUCAUGACUGACCGAGGCAGUGGCAAAAAGAGAGGCUUUGCUUUUGUAACCUUUGAUGAUCAUGACUCUGUAGACAAGAUUGUCAUUCAGAAAUACCACACUGAGAAUGGCCACAACUGUGAAGUAAGGAAAGCCCUAUCUAAGCAAGAGAUGGCUAGUGCUUCAUCCAGCCAAAGAGGUCGAAGUGGUUCUGGAAACUUUGGUGGUGGUCGUGGAGGUGGUUUUGGUGGGAAUGACAACUUUGGUUGUGGAGGAAACUUCAGCGGUCGAGGUGGCUUUGGUGGCAGCCGCGGUGGUGGUGGAUAUGGCAGUGGGGACGGCUAUAAUGGAUUUGGUAAUGAUGGAAGCAAUUUUGGAGGUGGUGGAAGCUACAACGAUUUUGGCAGCUACAACAAUCAGUCUUCAAAUUUUGGACCCAUGAAAGAAGGAAACUUUGGAGGCAGAAGUUCUGGGCCCUAUGGUGGUGGAGGCCAAUACUUUGCCAAACCCCGAAACCAAGGUGGCUAUGGUGGUUCCAGCAGCAGCAGUAGCUAUGGCAGUGGCAGGAGGUUUUGAUUACUGCCAGGAAACAACGCUUAGCAGGAGAGGAGAGCCAGAGAAGUGACAGGGAAGCUACAGGUUACAACAGAUUUGUGAACUCAGCCAAGCACAGUGGUGGCAGGGCCUAGCUGCUACAAAGAAGACAUGUUUUAGACAAUACUCAUGUGUAUGGGCAAAAAAACUCGAGGACUGUAUUUGUGACUAAUUGUAUAACAGGUUAUUUUAGUUUCUGUUCUGUGGAAAGUGUAAAGCAUUCCAACAAAGGGUUUUAAUGUAGAUUUUUUUUUUUUGCACCCAUGCUGUUGAUUGCUAAAUGUAAGUGUCUGAUCGUGACGCUGAAUAAAUGUGUCUUUUU